Molecule: messenger RNA, 863 nt
Organism: Drosophila ananassae
Lineage: Eukaryota; Metazoa; Arthropoda; Insecta; Diptera; Drosophilidae
Exons: 3
Coding region: 54-428 (124 amino acids)
Source: RefSeq, a predicted model, not a curated record
AAUUCUACGUUCUCCGGCCGGCAGUCAGUCUUCAGAGCUUCAAGGGGAGAAUCAUGCUUCAAUUCUUCGGAUGUUUGGUAAUGUUUGCGGGUGCCUAUUUUAUCUGCUACUUCAAUACAAUACAUAUAAGUCAUGGAAUAUUCUGUGGAUCGGAAUGUGAAGAUGUAGAAAAUACACUGCGCGUACAUUUGCCAUCUUAUUUUAUUGUACGAAAGUUUUAUUUACCGUGGAUCUUUGUUUUCGCCACUAUAAUAGCAUUGGUUGCAAUAGUCCUCUUCAUAAAGUACAAUGUGAAAAAAUUGUUCAAAAAUUGUCUUGAGUUGCUUAGCGGUAAUAGAAGGACACAGCAUCUAUUUUUAAACUAUCUAUUCAUUGGAACUGCAAUUUUUUUUUCAUUACUUCAGUAUCAUAAUAAUAUUAUGUUCUAGCUACUCAAAAGCGACGCCUUUGAAGUGACCUUCGAAGGGCAUACAAUUUACUCCGGCCUAAGUACUAAAGAGAUGCCAACAAUUGUCGAAUUGAUUGAAAUCAUAGAAAAAGAAGGCCCGAAAAUACAAUUGUGGAAUUUUUUAAUCAUUGCGCUGGCACCUCUAUUUGUACAAAUUCUAAUCAACCAAUUUCCGAAAGAGCACUAUCCCAGGAUCGAUUUAUCUGUCGAAGCUUUGCAGCAACUCCCACAGAUUAAACGAAAGCAGUGUCGCUUUCGCCGUCGAGUUUCGCCUAUUUUAUACUAAUAUAUUAUUCUAAAUCAGGUUAUUAUAAAAACUAUGUAAAUGUUAAUUUUGUUUUCAAUCAAAUAAAGUCAAAUUUGUAAGAGAAAAUUGCAGCCGGCAGGCCGCCUGUUGCCCGAGCGAUAAAAAUAA